AUGGGGAUUGUGGAGUUUCCAGUUCUAGUUGAAAAGGAAAAAACAGUUGAGAGAUUUGAAGGAGGAAAUAGAGUGGAAAAGGGUCCAGAGGGAUCAUCUGGAUUUGGGAGGGGGAAACAUCCUCAAAAGAGACCAUCUCAGUUUCAAACUACUACUACAGGAGCUGUUCAGAGUAUUAGAUGUUACACAUGUGGAGGCCCACAUAUGAUGAGGGACUGUCCUAUAAAGAACUAUGUGUGUUUUAAAUGUGGCAAGGUGGGUCACAUGGCUAAAGAUUGCAAUGUCAGAAAUACUCCAGCUAGAGAGAACCAGAAAGUGGAUCGGCCUACUGCAGCAAGUCGUGUUUUUGCUUUAACAGGUGCUGAAGCUGAAACGUCAUAUGAGCUGGUAAAGGGAAAGGGCAAAGUUGAUGGUAAUGAUAUUUCUAUUCUAUUUGAUUUUGGUGCUUCACAUUCUUUUAUUUCUUAUGAAUGCGUGGCAAGGUUAAAUUUGGUUGUGAGUUCCUUGUGUGUGGAUCUAGUUGUUUCUACUCCAGCUUCAGGGAUGGAUUGGCUUUCUGCCAAUAGGAUUUUGAUAGAUUGUUCAGAGAAGAGAUUAAUCUUUCCUACUGUUGAACAGGAGAUGUUUAUUUCUAGUAGACAAGUGGAUGGGUUGUUGAAGGGUGGAGCUCUUGGGUUUAUGAUCCUAUCUUUUAUCAGUUUAGAGAAUGAAAAGUUGUUGAAUAGUAUUGAUGUUGUUAGAGAUUUCCCAGAGGUUUUUCCGGAUGAUGUUCCGGGGUUACCACCAAAACGAGAGUUGGAGUUUAGUAUUGAUCUUAUACCAGGGGCGGGACCAAUGUCUAUUUCUCCUUAUAGAAUGGCACCAGCGGAGUUGUCUGAAUUGAAGAAGCAUGUUGAAGAGCUUUUGGAGAAGCAAAUGAUCAGACCUAGUGUAUCUCCGUGGGGAGCACCAGUGUUGUUGAUUCGGGUAAGGGAGGAGGACAUACCAAAGACUGCUUUCAGGACUCGGUAUGGCCAUUAUGAGUAUGUUGUUAUUCCUUAUGGAGUGAAGAAUGCUCCAGCUGUUUUCAUGGAUUAUAUGAACAGGAUUUUCAGACCCUUUUUGGAUAAGUUUGUGGUGGUGUUCAUUGAUGAUAUUCUGGUUUAUUCUAGAUCUAUGGAAGAACAUAGAGAACAUCUGAGGAUAGUUUUGCAG
This is a messenger RNA of Cajanus cajan (pigeon pea), 1194 nucleotides long. The record is from RefSeq and is a predicted model, not a curated record. NCBI's taxonomy places the organism in Eukaryota, Viridiplantae, Streptophyta, Magnoliopsida, Fabales, Fabaceae.